Microtus oregoni (creeping vole) is the source of this 2959-nucleotide messenger RNA. It is a transcript of the gene Hinfp, whose product is annotated as histone H4 transcription factor. The transcript is spliced from 10 exons. Gene Ontology annotation, biological process: regulation of transcription by RNA polymerase II; anatomical structure development. Bases 278 to 1816 code for a protein of 512 amino acids. The record is from RefSeq and is a predicted model, not a curated record. Lineage: Eukaryota; Metazoa; Chordata; Mammalia; Rodentia; Cricetidae. Gene Ontology annotation, molecular function: RNA polymerase II cis-regulatory region sequence-specific DNA binding; DNA-binding transcription factor activity, RNA polymerase II-specific.
GGCCGACUCGAAAGCAGCGAUUGGCUGUCGCUGGUCGUCUCGCAAACGCCUCCGGGUAUAUGGUGUGAGGUGGGUGGGGCGCGGGCAGCCCCGCGGCGCUGGCAGGAAAUCAGACAGCCUCCAGGGCUUGAGAAACUGCUGGUCCAUCCUUACUGAGAAGAGCACAGGAUACUGAAGAAUACCGACUCUCAGCAGGCUGCCAUUUCUUUGCCUCCAGCAGCACCGGACUACAAUCUUACAACUCUGGAUUUCUUCCCCUUGCUCUAAGAUAAAGGCCAUGUCACCUCCUGGAAAAGGUCCCCGGAAAGAGAACCUGGGGCUCCAGUGUGAAUGGGGGUCCUGCUCCUUUGUAUGUUCAGCCAUGGAGGAGUUCUUCGAGCAUGUCACUCAGCACCUGCAGGAACACGUGCAUGGCUCCAAGGAGGAGGAAGAAGAGGACCCACUUGAAGAAGAAUUCUCCUGCUUGUGGCAGGAGUGUGGCUUUUGCUCUCUGGACAAUUCUGCUGACCUCAUUCGCCAUGUCUACUUCCACUGCUAUCACACCAAGCUGAAACAGUGGGGGCUGCAAGCCUUGCAAAGCCAAGCUGACCUCAGCCCCUGCAUCCUGGACUUCCAGAGCCGGAACGUCAUCCCUGACAUCCCUGACCAUUUCCUGUGUCUAUGGGAACAUUGCGAGAGUACCUUCGACAAUCCCGAAUGGUUCUAUCGGCACGUGGAUGCGCACAGCCUGUGCUGUGAAUACCAAGCUGUCAGCAAGGACAACCAUGUGGUGCUGUGUGGCUGGAAAGACUGUACCUGUACCUUCAAAGACCGCUGCAAACUUCGAGAACACCUCCGCAGCCAUACCCAGGAGAAGGUGGUGGCCUGUCCCACCUGUGGGGGCAUGUUUGCCAACAACACCAAGUUCUUAGAUCACAUCCGUCGCCAGACCUCACUGGAUCAGCAGCGUUUCCAGUGCUCUCACUGUUCUAAGAGGUUUGCCACAGAGAGGCUGUUGCGUGACCACAUGCGGAAUCAUGUGAAUCACUAUAAAUGCCCUUUGUGUGACAUGACCUGCCCAUUGCCUUCCUCCCUCCGAAAUCACAUGCGCUUUCGACACAGUGACGACCGGCCCUUUAAAUGUGAUUGUUGUGACUACAGUUGCAAGAAUUUGAUUGACCUCCGGAAGCACCUGGACACCCACAGCAAGGAGUCAGCCUACAGGUGUGAGUUCGAGAACUGCAGCUUCAGUGCUCGCUCUCUCAGCUCCAUCAAGUCCCAUCACCGCAAAGUGCAUGAAGGAGACUCAGAGCCAAGGUACAAAUGUCAUGUCUGUGACAAGUGCUUCACACGUGGCAACAACCUCACUGUGCACCUUCGCAAGAAGCACCAGUUCAAGUGGCCAUCGGGACACCCUCGUUUUCGGUACAAGCAGCAUGAAGAUGGCUACAUGCGACUGCAGCUGGUUCGCUAUGAGAGUGUGGAGCUGACACAGCAGCUCCUCCAGCAGCUCCAAGAAGGAUCAGAUCCGGGAGUGGCACUCAAUGAAAGCAGCCUGCAGGGCAUUGUUUUAGAAACAGUACUUGCGGGAGCAGGACCUGAGGAAGAGAUGGAAGAGGAAGAUAGGGUUGAGGGGACAGCCACCUCAGCUUCUCAGGACAACUCCAGUUCUGCUGUUCAUACGGAUGAUCAGACAGACAGCCAAGGCCAGCGAGAAAUUGUCUACUAUGUGUUGUCCGAAACCCCAGGAGAGCCCCCUCCAGUCUCUGAGCUACCCUCGAGAGCGAUGGAAAAGCUUCAAGGAGUACCUGAGAAGCCGGAGGUCCAGAUGGCGUGAGGUUGCAGAGCCUGACCUUCUUCAGACCUUGGAGUUUGAGCCAGCCAGGCAGCAUUGCCCCUGGUGGGCAGCCUUUGUUUUUGGAUGCCUUUAGAAGUGGUGCUGAGAAUAGUAUGUUCCAAUCUGACUCAGGCAACGUCAUUCUGUGGACUCUGAGUAAUUCCUCCCCUCCCCUCUCCACACUGAUGUUUGUGGGGAACCUGAGGAGUAGGAGUCAUUGAAGAAAUUCGACAUGUGUGUUCUCAUUAGUCGUGCUAGAUGCAGUGAGUAAAUGUUUAGUUCACAUCGAUUCCUGUCUUUAGGGGGUCCAUUGGCCCAGGGAUGAUGAGCGACUGUUCCUUCUGAGAGCCGAUUCCUCACUAUAAGUUAUGCCUUGAGAGGCCAGGUGGUGGAGGCGCACACCUUUACUCCCAGCACUCAGGAGGCAGAGGCAGGUGGAUCUCUCUGAGUUCAAGGCCAGCCUGGUCUGCAGAGUGAGUUCCAGGACAGGUAGACAGGCUCCAAAGCUACAGAAAAACCCUGUCUCAAAACUGCCCCCCCCCCCCGAAGAAAAGAAAAGUUACGUGUUAAGAACCAGGUGCCAUUUCUCUCUAGGUUUCCUUUUACGUUCCAGGAACACUUGUGAUUAUCUUAAGGCUCAGGAUUGGAGACUGUGUGUAUGACAGUUGUUUUUGGUAAUAAACCACUUGGGCUGUUACUUAUUUCUCAAAUUUGGUGGCAGUUUCCUAGGUAACAGAUAUAGUUGUCUAGAAGUGGGGCUGAAUAACUAGGCUUACCCCUUUAGAGACCAGGGUGGUUUCUUUAACUCUCAUGUACCCGUUUGAAGUUUGUCCAUUGCUUCCAGAGCAUCUACCAGCUUUGUGGAAGGAGGCCCAGUACUUGUCCAUGGUAUAAUACUAGCAGUGUUACAGAAUGGAUAUGAACGGCCCUGGGACUGCACCCUUAGUCCUAGUUAGAACCCUGUGCCUCUAGAGCAGGCUGGGUUUCUGGAACUGCAAAGGCUCUGAAGUAGAGGUGGGUUGGGAGGUCACCCAGAGACUGCCAAGUGCUCAGGGGCCAGGAGUCAAGCUAGAAAACUGUGUCUACAUUUUCCUAGAGAGUGGAUCUAUUUUCAUUGGAUUAAAAAUGUUCUUAUGAAUAUUA